Molecule: messenger RNA, 2534 nt
Organism: Lindgomyces ingoldianus
Lineage: Eukaryota; Fungi; Ascomycota; Dothideomycetes; Pleosporales; Lindgomycetaceae
Exons: 1
Coding region: 387-2387 (666 amino acids)
Molecular function (GO): oxidoreductase activity, acting on the CH-CH group of donors
Source: RefSeq, a predicted model, not a curated record
CCCUUGUAACGCUCUUGCUCAUCACUGCUUUUAUUCACCGCGGCUUGGCAAAGAAAUACUCCCGAGGACGAGGUGGCGUGUCGUGGGGAAGCGGGGUUCAGGGGAAUGAAGAGAUGCCGAGGCACGAAAUAUGGAUCCGUAUGAGAAACAUCUUUCGAGCCACCUUGCUCUCGUCUCUGGUCUCAUCACCACCUGCGCUUUCGAGCUAUCGACGACUCUGUUUCCCUAUGAUGCCCUCAAAUUCCAGUUCUUCAACGCUCCCGGUAAUGUGACCUACCAAACCCAUUCACCAGUAAGCAAGAACAGUGCCUAGCUGUCCAGAAUCACUUAGAGGGCAUCGACUCGCGAAUCUACUUACGGGCCUUUUUCUCGCCAAAUUACCAAAGAUGGCACCUUCUUCUUCUACUGAGGGUUUCUUCCAAGAGCUUCCCUCCCUUCCCCCUCAAUUCACCUGUCCGGAUUGUCUUCCAUCGCAAUCUGCGAGCACAGCAAUAGCUGUUAAAACGUCAGACGAUCGAGUAUUCGCUCGGAUCCUUGCUCUCUACCUCCCUCCAAGCGCAUUCCCAGUCACUCAGCACCUUCACGAUUUCUCACGCCGUGUCCUGCAACCCUCAGUCCUCGUACACUCAGUUGAUGCUGAGACAAACCACCCAGUUCUUCGACCGUUGACUACAUUCGGAGAAGAAAAUAAGAACGACCCGCUUUGGACAACCGCGGGGUGGCAAGCGCUGAAGGAGAUUGGAUAUCGCGAGGGAGUCGUUGCUGUAGCGUAUGAGAAGGAGAACAAGGGCUGGAACCGGCGAAUCCAGGAAUUUGCGUUAGGCCAUGUCUGGACGCCUGCCGCGACUAUGACGGGCUGUCCCAUGUCUAUGACCGAUGGAGCCGCAACGUUGCUUUCACGCCAUCUCGACGAUCCAGAUACGGACCAGCCUGGCCGGGCAGAUGUCUUUCGCGAAGCAUACCGGAGGCUGAUAUCUCGAGAUCCGAAUUUUGCGUGGACCAGCGGGCAGUGGAUGACAGAGCGUACUGGUGGAAGUGAUGUCAGCGGCACCGAGACUUUUGCGAGAAAGCUUACAAGGGAGGAUAUGGCACAGAAAUCUGCACUUACGCAUGACCAUGAUUCAGUGGGGAUGCCCCUAGGACCUUGGCUUAUCGACGGUUUCAAAUGGUUCAGUAGCGCCACUGACUCUGAGAUGGCUGUGCUGCUCGCUCGGACCGCAAAAGGAGGGUUGAGUGCCUUCUAUGUGCCUAUGCGUCGAAAGAUCGGGCGUGCAAACCAAUCUGUGGAUAGUCCCGGCGAAGAAAUGCCCCGAACGGAACUCAACGGCAUUCGGAUCCAACGACUUAAGAAUAAACUCGGCACCAAAUCCCUCCCGACCGCCGAACUAGAACUUAAUGGUACUCGUGGUUGGCUCAUUGGCGAAGAAGGUAAAGGAGUUAAAGAGAUAUCCGCCAUCCUCAACAUUACCCGCCUCCACACAGCCGCAGGAUCUGUGGCAAACUGGGCUCGAGGACUAGCUGUAUGUCGUGCAUACACCAAAGUGCGGAAGGUUCGCGGCAGUCUUCUGCAAAACAACCCCCAGCACCUCCGGUGGAUGGCAGAUGAGACCGUAAAAUAUUGGGCUGGCGCACAUUUCGCUUUCUUUGGUGUGGCUCUCCAAGGCGCUAUGGAACAAGAUUGGAAUCAGAUGGUACGGAGUACCAAAGCUGAAAAGCUUAUCCCCGAAGACAAGGCGGUCGUUUCGACUCUACUACGGCUAUUGACGCCGGUCAUGAAAGCCCAAGUGAGUGUAUCAUCAGUCGACGGCCUACGCGAAUGUAUGGAAUGCAUAGGAGGUGUCGGAUACUGCGAAAAUAAUGAAGAUGGAGGACUGAUGAAUAUUGCAAAGACCUUCCGCGACAAUCUCGUAAAUCCGAUUUGGGAGGGAACUGUCAGCGUGAUGGCCGAAGACAUUGUUCGGGUCCUAAUCGAUAAACGUCUAGGUAAUGGGGACGUCCUGAAUAACGUCUUUGCUCCUUGGGUCCGGACAGUCCUGGCAACUUGUGAAGCGAAGUCCACUAGCAAGGAAGGCUCGAUGAUAUACGAUCGACUUGAAUCUCUGCUAACCCUGGUGCGAGGCGCUGGAAAAGACAAGCUCCUAUACUACGGCCGUGAGAUCUUAAAUCAUAUUGAAGCCAUCGUUUGUGCCUGCCUACUCGUUUACGAUUCCACUACAGAUGAGGACACCGUUGCUGCAGCAGUAGCAUCCCGAUGGAUCCGAUGCAGAUCUCCCGGAACCCGCGAGAGACGAACCGAGAACGCAGAUCUACGAAAGGAGGCUCUCCUCAACAAAGCCAUCUUUCUAGGCGCAGACGUGCUAAGAAAGCAAACGAUGGAGAAAUUGUGAAGCUGGCAAGUGGUAUUGAUGUAGAAUUAGAGAACGAGUACAGAACGGUUCUUUUGGUGCAUUUUCCAGCGGGUAGAUACAAGUUUCAGGCCCUCAGCUUGAGCUCCAGAUCAAGCCUGAGCCCUAUCUUCUUCUAUUAAACUCUCG